AUGAUGAAAGCAAACCAGAAACCCAAACCUCACGCGCCUCCGCGUCCUCUCUUCUCCUGCGGCUUCUUCCGCCGCUGCACACAGUCCGUCCUCAGUCCCACCUCUCCUCACCAGCAACCUCGCCGCAAGCCCACAACCACCUCCUCCUCCUCUUCUUCCUCCUCAACCUCCACUUCUCAAAGCUUCACACAAUGGCGUUUCCCUCACCACCUUGAUCAAACUCCGUCCACAGCUCCUCCUCCUGCUCCUGCUCGUCCUCCUCCGCCGCCGCCUCUUCCGGUCUCCUCCACUCUUCAAGAAACCUUCCAGAUCGCAGAGCUUCACCUCACAUCCGUCUCCGAAUCCGACAAGCUCCUCGCUCUUCAGCUACUCGAGCGGGUCGUCGUACCUGACCCGCCAUCUGAUCCGACUUGUCCUCCGGGUCUCAUGCGAGGCCUCGUCUCUUGCCUUCGGAGCAACAAGAUCGUAACUGCCAAAUACGUCACCAAGAUCCUCCUCGCGCUCUGCCUCGCAGAAGGGAACCGCCACGUGGCGGUCGAGGCGGGAGCAGCUAGAGCGGUGGUGGAAACGGCGGCGGGACUAGAGAUCUCAGCGGUGGAGCGAGCCUUAGCUGCGCUUGAGCUCAUGUGCACGACGGCGGAAGGCGCGGCGGAGGUUCGUGCUCAUGCGAUGACGGUUCCGGCGAUGGUAGCCGUGAUGGCGAGACUGGCGGGGAGGGGGAGAGAAUACGCCAUUAGCAUACUUUCCAUCGUCUACGGAAAAGGAGGAGUUUCCGGCGAGGAGAUUACGGUGGCGCCGGCGGAAGAGGUGGCGAGGGCGGUGGCUCUGGCGCUGGAAGGAGAGUGCACAGCGAGAGGAAGAAGAAAAGGGGCCCACCUAUUGAAGACCCUUGAGGAAUAUGGACGGUUGGAUGUGAGUCAGAAUGGGACAUGA
Molecule: messenger RNA, 933 nt
Organism: Microthlaspi erraticum
Lineage: Eukaryota; Viridiplantae; Streptophyta; Magnoliopsida; Brassicales; Brassicaceae
Source: the annotation of a GenBank genome assembly